Pocillopora damicornis (cauliflower coral) is the source of this 1543-nucleotide messenger RNA. Its product is annotated as proline-rich transmembrane protein 4. Lineage: Eukaryota; Metazoa; Cnidaria; Anthozoa; Scleractinia; Pocilloporidae. The record is from RefSeq and is a predicted model, not a curated record.
ACGUCUGUUUAAGGGUUGGAGUUGAAAACGGAACCGAUGAACCGGAACUAGAAGGAUGGCUCGUCAUUCGCGAUUAUCUGUUUUUUCCCAUUUUUGUGGUUUUUGUGUUUGGUUGGGUUGCUUGAUAUGGUUUUUCAGUGUUCCUGUCAAAGUUGAUUGUAUUUCUUUGUAGCCAUAGCGAUAGAACGCAUAAAAAACUCGUACGAUAUAAUAAAUUAUCUGUAACCACCAAUAUAGCAGCAAAGCCACAAUGACUUGUCAUUUUGAGACGAGUAAUGCACCGAUAAUAGCAACAGCCGGAAACUUUAACACGCAAAAGGAAAACUGUCCGUAGCAUUUGACGAAGAAAGUGAACGCCUCUGGUACUGAAUUAAAUGAGAAAAUGCCUCACCAUCACCAAAGGAAAAUCGAAAACUAUUCAAAGAUGGCUGAGCCAACGCGUGCAGUUGACGACAUGUUACAGUCUGAGCCUACGCCUGAUUGGCGUAAAGGAAGGAAACAUUGGGGAAUAGCUUGGGAGUUACACUGGAUUGGAUUUGGUCUUGCAUUUAGUAUCUUGGCAGUUUUUUCUCUCUUUUCCUUGAUCCAAGCCAGAAAGAAAAGAGGAUUUGGACGAAAGCCCUUCGUGAUCGCUGUGAACUCCCUGUUGUUGUUUUUCGGUGUCACGCGGGCUUCUUACCUUUUGAUAGAUCCCUAUGGAUCACAGCAGAAUGGUAUCGAGGUUCCAUCAUGGUUUUUACAAUUCCUUUUUAACAUCGCUUACCCUUGCCUGACCUCGUCUUUCAGUUUGAUCUUUUUGGCUUUUCUUGAAGUUUCAAAAUUGCAGUUGGUGCCGAACAAGUUACAGAAUAUUUACUUACUCGGUUCAAUCAUAACGUUUCAAUUUGCCUUAGUCCUUGCUGGAGAUAUUGCCUCGGCACUGGACGCCGAUAUUAUCAUUUUAUUACUCAUUUGCCAAGUUUUUAUUAUUGUUUGGGGAUUUCUUCUUUCCGCCAGCUUUAUCUACAGUGGGUUCAAAGUUAUACAUCAAGUGAGAAAUGUCGAGAAACGCCUGCAACUACAGAACAGAGCGAAUACGUCCAAAGUUGCAAAAGUCACAAUUGGUACAAGCAUCUUAGGAAUCGCGAGCAGCAUUUUACAAUUAUAUUCGCUGGUCAGUGUUUACAAAUUCUAUGCUAAGAUUCAGGAGCCUGAUGCGUGGAUGUGGUGGACGUUUCAAACCUGUGCUCGCCUUGCUGAAAUUGCCAUGGCCUGCACACUCACAUACAGUGUAAGAAGACCUUCCGAAAAUAAACGCUCCGCCAGUGUCAGAAGAAAACUUACAGUGACAGAAACAGUGUGACGAGAUAGAAAAGGAAUGGUAAGGACGCCAGAACUCUUUGAGAAGCAAGCUUACAUGUAAUCCACAAGAUGUGGGAUUUAUUUGGAAAGAUUUACCUUUUCCAAGGAAAGCUCAAAGUGAAUUAAAAGUCGUACCGAAGGAAACUGAAGUGCGCUAGUGCUUUUCCGAAGAUAUAUUAUUCCCACGGAUCUACCGAACCGU